AUGGUGGAGCUGGAGGCGGCCUUCGCCGUCGCCAGCGUGCUGGCCGUGGUCACCGUGGCCGCCCUGCUCCGCGCGUGCUCCCGCCGCGCCGCGCAGCCCGCGCGCCGGAGGUCGUCGUCGGAGGCCCGCGCGGUAGCCGACGCCGUCUUCGUGGGCGGCGUGGAGGACGUCGAGGCGGGGCUCGACGACGCCGCGCUCCGGGCGCUGCCCAAGGUGGUGUACGGCGACGAGGAGGAGGGGGCGGUGGCGUGCUGCGCGGUGUGCCUGGGCGAGUACGCCGCCGGGGACGUGCUCCGGGUGCUGCCCCAGUGCGCGCACGCCUUCCACCAGCGCUGCGUCGACCGCUGGCUGCGGCUCCACCCGACGUGCCCCGUCUGCCGCUCGCCGCCGGUGACCACCCCCGUCGCCACCCCCGCCAAACCACCCUCGCCGCCGUCCUGA
Messenger RNA from Miscanthus lutarioriparius, 441 nucleotides. Lineage: Eukaryota; Viridiplantae; Streptophyta; Magnoliopsida; Poales; Poaceae. The record is from the annotation of a GenBank genome assembly.